AUGAUUGAUCCAGAAGAUUUGCUCUCUGAUGCUCUUCAAGUAUAUAAGCAUCCAAAUUUUGAUCCUGCACAUCCAUUGAUUGUCAAAUACAAACAACAACCAGUUGUGGAUACUGGUGGAGUUCUUCGCGAGUUUUAUUCGGAUGUUUUCAAGGAAUUUAUCAACAAUCCAUCAGUUCGUAUAUUUGAAGGCCCUAGUGAUAAGCUGCAAUUCUACUAUAACCACACUGCCCUGACAUGUGGUAUGCCUAAAAUGUUAGGCACAAUGAUUGCGCAUAGUCUGUGUCAAAAUGGACCAGGGUUUCCAUAUUUUGCACCUUCCCAGUAUUAUUACAUUGCCACUGGAGAUAUCAAUCAAGCCAUUGCUUAUGCAUCUAUCCAUGAUGUUCAUGAUUAUGAGAUAAAGACUUACAUUGACCAGGUGAAUGUGACCAGAUUAGCAUGA
This is a messenger RNA of Paramuricea clavata, 444 nucleotides long. The record is from the annotation of a GenBank genome assembly. Lineage: Eukaryota; Metazoa; Cnidaria; Anthozoa; Malacalcyonacea; Plexauridae.